Molecule: messenger RNA, 2289 nt
Organism: Trichomonas vaginalis G3
Lineage: Eukaryota; Parabasalia; Trichomonadida; Trichomonadidae
Product: NO mechanoreceptor potential C, isoform D-related family
Exons: 1
Coding region: 1-2289 (762 amino acids)
Cellular component (GO): cytoplasm; nucleus
Molecular function (GO): protein binding
Source: RefSeq, a predicted model, not a curated record
AUGGGCUAUCAGUAUUUAAAGAAUUUUAACGAUUUCAUAGGAGCUUAUGAGAAUCUUUAUCACAUAAAAGCAGAUCAAUCUGUUGAAGAAAUUUCCAACCUUGUAGAAACUGUUUUAAUCUGCAAGUACAAAGGACCAAUCCACUUGUUAUUCAUGAGUAUAUUCAACGCGAUUAAGUACAAUUAUCGAUCAAUUGUUACAUAUGUCAAUAUUCUUAACAUCAUAUUGAACAAACAUUCAUUCAAAUAUAAAGAUUUAUUACGAUAUAAAACAUUAUACGAAUAUGGUGAUUUACUUUCUGAUGAAGUACAUAAACGAUUGCAUGCAUCGGAAAAACUGGAUACAAUUAAUCAAAUUGAAUUUGAUACAAAUACAUUUCCGAAAGAAGGUGAAAUUCAAUAUGUUUUAAUGAAUGAUCAAGUUGACAAGUUCAGAGAAUAUGUUACACAACAUCCAUUGGAAAGUAUUUCAAUAAGAAUCCCUUGUUUUGUAAGGAUGGAUCCUAUUGAAGCAUGUUGUUAUUUUGGAUCUGUCAACAUUUUCUUUUUCAUCAUUUCAAAUUAUGAAAUCAAAAUAUCCGAUCAAUGUUAUCAAUAUUCAUUCAUUGGAGGAAAUAUUGACAUUAUUAAUGAAAUCACGAAAAACAACAAAAUCGAUGAAAAAUGUUUUAGCAAUAUUGUCGCAUCCCAUAACAAUCAAUGUCUCGAUUAUGUAUUCGAAAGAGAUCUUUUUGAUCCAGAGUUUAUUAAUGGUGAUUUAAUUAUCAAGUCACAAAACUUGAAAAUCGUUUUCAUGUUGCUCGAAAAACACAAAGAUUUAAUUAUUCCAUGGUGUGCAGCAUUCCCACAGACCAUCGAUGUUCUGAUGAAUGAGAAUAUUGAUAUUUCUAAAAUAUCAUUAGCAGGAUGCACAGCUAUUCAUUAUUCAGCAGUCGGAAAUUGUAAAGAAAUUGCAGAAUUUCUUAUUUCACACGGUGUUGAUAUCAAUGUAAAAAAUGAUUAUAAUGAGACGGCUCUUCAUUAUUCACCAUAUAAAGAAACAACAGAAGUUCUAAUUUCACAUGGUAUUGAUAUCAAUUGGAAGCAGAAACAUGGAUACACAGCUCUUCAUUUAGCAGUCAAUAUCAAUAGUGAAGAAGUAGUUGAACUCCUUUUAUCGCAUGGUGCUAAUGUCAAUGCAAAAGAUAAAGAGGGAGAAACACCUCUUCAUUAUGCGACAAAAAAUAAUUGUAAAGGAAUGGUAGAGCUCCUAAUAUCAUAUGGUGCUGAUGUCAAUUCAAUAGAUAAAAAUGAAUAUACCCCUAUCUAUUGGUCUAUCAUAAAAAUCAAUAAAGAAAUUACCAAACUUCUCAUAUCACAUGGUGCAGAUAAAAAUAUUAAGUGUUUUUGUAUGAAAAGUAUGCUUCAUUUAGUUGCAGAUAUAGACAAAAAAGAAAUUGAAGAAUGGAUUAGAUCACAUGGGACAAAUAUCAAUCCGAUAGAUGAUAUUGAUUUAGAAGCUCUUAAGCUUGAAGCAAUGGAAAAUAUUAAAGAUAUUGCAAAACUCCUCAUAUUACAUGGAGUAGAUAUCAACUCAAAAGAUUACGAUGGAAAUACUCCUCUUCAUUUGGCAGCAAUUAGAAAUCUUAAAAACAUCAUCGAACUUCUUAUAUCGUAUGAUGCCGAUGUUAAUGCAAAAAAUGAUAUCGGAAAAACACCUCUUUAUUUUGCAAUACAAUUUGAUUAUAAAGAAAUUGUUGAGAUUCUUCUUUCCCAUGGUGCUGAUGUCAAUGCAAAAGAUAAUAGCGGUUUUACAGCUCUUUUAAUUGCUGCAUAUGCCUCUUGCGAAGAAAUUACAAGUCUUAUUAUAUCACAUGGCGCAGAUGUAAAUGCAAAAAGUGAUAAAGGUUUGACGGCAUUGCAUAUUGCAAUAAGGAAUAAUAAAGCAGAAACAUCGAAAAUUCUUAUAUUGCAUGGUGCAGAUGUUAAUGCAAAGGAAAGUAAGGGAAAUACUCCUCUUCACUUUGCUGCCAAAUAUUAUAGACAAUCUGUAAUAGAUCUUCUUUUAUCAAAUGGUGCAGAUAUCAAUAUAAAAGAUAAUAAAGGCAAAACAGCUCUAGAUUUAGCAACGGAAAUUAGUCAAAAAUCAACAACAGAAGAUGUUUCAUCAUAUCCACAAUAUUGUAGUGCAAAAGAUAAAGAAGGGAAAAUUCUUCUUACACCUGAAAUGGAAAAGAGAAAUAAUAAAAUUAUUCAACUUCUUAAAUCACAUGUGUCAUCGCAUAAUUAUGAAGAUUUUCCAGGAGCAUGA